UGCAAAGCACGUCGGGAGGAGGCGGGGCUGAAAGCUGUGGGUGGAAAAAAAAAAAGAUUAAAAUCGAAACGUGAGAGCGAUGUUGGAUACUCCAUUGGGAAUUUCUCAACCAGUUUUAAGUGGCUAAGUUAUCAUGCGGCUUCUACAACACCUUACUCGUUACUUGUCUGCUCGCUCUGCUUGUCAGACACAGCUUGUUUGCGGAAAGAUAUUGGCAGCUAAAGACUUGUCCUCUUCUAUUCAUUGGUUCAUUGGCAAGCAGCACAAAAGGUAUUUUACCUCUGCAAUCUCACUAAGUCAAAUAUCAAGUAGACAGAGAACUUUUGUCCUAUCCAGAGAAAAUAAUAACACAAACCCAGAUGUGCACAGUAUGGAAGAUGAAACUUUUGGGACCUUGGCUGAAAAAUAUUCAUCUAGGACUUUUUUCAAGAAAACGUCUCCUGAGCUUCAAAAAUUAGGACAUGAAGAAGAUAAUGAUGGAGAAGAGCCCAAUUAUCCUAUAAGGUGGAGACAAAGGAAUACUCCUUACUGGUACUUUUUAAAGUGCAAAGCAAAAAUCAAAGAAGACAAGCUUGCUGAAGCACUGGAAUUGUUUGAAGUUAAAAUGCUACAAGAGGAGAGACUACAGCCAGAUGAAAGUAAUUACACUAUUUUAAUUGGAGGCUGUGGGAGAGCCGGUUAUGUGAAGAAAGCAUUUCGCUUAUACGCAGAUAUGAAAAAACGAGGUUUGGUGCCCACUGAUGCGACUUACACAGCUUUGUUCAAUGCGUGUGCAGAGUCACCAUGGAAAGAGUCAGGUUUACAGCAGGCCUUAAAAUUGCGACAAGAACUGAAGGCCAAGAACAUCCGGCUAAAUCUGGUCACAUAUCAAAGUUUGUUGAAAGUUUGUGCUCUCUGCUCUGACCUCCAGAACAGCAUGGAGAUAUUCAAGGAAAUUGUACAAGAAGGACACAUUGUUACUAAGGAUACAUUCAAUAUCUUACUAAUGAGCUGCAUUAAGAACAAAGAUAUUGGCUUCCGCUACACACUGCAGGUAUGGAGGCAAAUGUUACGUCUUGGGAUAAAGCCUGACAAUAGUACUUACAACUUGCUUCUUCGGGCUACUAGAGAUUGUGGUAUCGGAGACUCCGCUGAGGCUUCAGCCUUGUUGUUAUCUUCUAAGGAGCCAACACCACUUAGGUUAAAAGCUAAGACAGGCAAACAUAUUCAUGGGAUGAAGAAAAAAGCGAAUACAAGUGAGCUGGAUGUAGAGAUGUUGGAAAAGCAGCUGUUUCUUAGUAAAUCUACACAGCUUAGGAUAUCUGACAGUGAUGGAGUGGAUACGCAGGAAAAUGCUAAAGGAGUUAACACAAUUUCUCAUCCUCCUAGAAGCCAAGAGAUAUGUGACUCAUUGAUAUUAACCUCUUCUGCUUCCUUGCACCUUCCAAACCUUUUAGAUGAGCCUGCAAACACGAACGUGAUUGUCUCCUUAGGUAGUGUCUUUACUCCUUCUGAUAGGCUUGCGUUGAUUGGUGGAAUGGAGGGGAUCAUACAGAAGAUGCAUAAUGACAAGGUGUUUCCAACUAUAAAAACCUUCACACUGUUAGCAGAAAUAAUACAACCUGACUGCAAGAGAGAAUCUGCUUUGUUUAACAUCAUGGAUUCUGCCAAUGUUAAAGCAGACGUGACAUUUUUUAACACUUUAAUUAGAAAGAGAAGCAAAUUGAUAAACCUGCAUUCUGCAAAGGAACUACUGCCUAUUUUGGCACAAAAAGGAAUAUCUCCAAAUAUUCAAACCUUCUGUGGUUUGGCAAUUUCAUGUCACAAUGCAGAAGAGGGACUUAAGCUGCUCGAAGACAUGACGAAUUCUGGUGUUAUCCCUAACACCUAUAUAUACAGCACACUGAUUAGUGCAGCUGUGAAGCGCUUGGAUUAUGCCUACUUGUUAGACAUCCUGCGUGACAUGAAGAAGAGGAAUGUGGCACCUAAUGAAGUAAUUAUCCAUCAGCUGGAGUUUGCCUCCCAAUAUCCACCAAACUAUGACAAGUACAAAAGUAAGGAUGUGUUUCUGGAAAAGAUUGAUGGUUUCCGUGGUUAUUACAAUCGCUGGCUGAAUUGGAUGGCUGCGCAAGAAACUUCUCACCCUUGGAAGAAAUACAGAUAUAAAUCCAAAUCUAAAGAGAAUUCCUCACAGAUCAGUGGAGAUGAAUAGCUUAUUAAAACAGUUUAAAAUUAUGAAGUUCAAUUUGUUACUGUAAAAAUUGUAUAGUUGUGAAUAAAGUCAGUCAUGUUGCACCUCA
This is a messenger RNA of Xenopus tropicalis (tropical clawed frog), 2279 nucleotides long. It is a transcript of the gene ptcd1, whose product is annotated as pentatricopeptide repeat domain 1. Bases 134 to 2191 code for a protein of 685 amino acids. NCBI's taxonomy places the organism in Eukaryota, Metazoa, Chordata, Amphibia, Anura, Pipidae. The record is from RefSeq and is a predicted model, not a curated record. The transcript has 9 exons.